GCUAGCUGCAAACGUCCCCGCAAGGACAGAAACCGUCGCUUGGGGCCAUCGCGCGUCCCUUGUCCUACGCAUGGGCAUCAUGGCUCCCCGAUUGCCGACGCAGCCACAUCUGCAGGAUGAGGUUCUUCUCGAAAGCUUACAGAACCCAGAGGAAUUCUGGGCGCGCCAAGCGGAGUACCUCCAUUGGCACAAGAAGCCAGACACCACACUCCGAAUGGCCGAGCAGACACUUCCAGACGGUACCGUUCACCCGACGUGGGAGUGGUUCUCCGGCGGCGAGAUAUCGACCUGCUAUAACUGUGUCGACUGUCAUGUAGUGGCCGGCAACGGGGACAAGGUGGCCAUAUACUAUGACAGUCCGGUGACCAAUACGAAGGAAAGAUAUACGUACAAACAACUUCUUGAUGAGGUUGAGACCUUAGCCGGAGCGCUUAGGGAAGAAGGCGUCAAGAAGGGAGACGUGGUAAUGCUGUAUAUGCCGAUGAUCCCCGCGGCGUUAAUUGGAAUCCUCGCAGUUAACCGUCUUGGAGCCAUCCAUUCAGUUGUUUUUGGCGGCUUUGCACCGAAUGCGCUAGCUCAGCGCAUUGACGCCUGUCAGCCAGUUGCUCUCCUCACGGCCUCCUGUGGCAUUGUUGGGAAUAGGCCUCCCAUCGCCUAUCAACCACUGGUCGAGGAGGCGAUCGAUCUGUCUUCGCACAAGCCCGAGAGCACUGUGAUCUGGCAACGAAAGCAAUUGCGCUGGGAGAUUAAGAGCUGGUGGAGCGUCCAGUGGGGAUGGCUGCAAAGUAUAAUCUUUGGAGGCAAGACGACUUGCGCAAACCAAGUGUCCUGGCAAGAGUAUGUUAGUAGCGCAAAGGCGCGAGGGAUCAAAGCCGAUUGCGUAGCGGUCAAGAGCGAGGAUCCCGUGUAUAUUAUGCAUACCUCCGGGACAACAGGCGCCCCCAAGGGAGUGCGUCGCGACACCGGUGGACACGCUGUGGGCUUACACUUAUCCAUCAGCUACAUUUUUAAUAUCCAUGGCCCCAACGACGUGUCCUUCACGGCGUCAGAUAUCGGCUGGGUCGUCGGCCACUCCUACAUCCUCUACGCACCGUUGCUCGCGGGCGCUUCCACAGUGCUAUACGAAGGCAAGCCGGUGGGGACUCCUGACGCGUCUGCCUUUUGGCGAGUCGUCGAGGAGUACAAGGUCAAUACCAUGUUUACGGCGCCGACGGCCCUUCGAGCCAUCAAAAAUGACGAUCCGAAUAACGAAUCGCUCUCGAAGAUUGGUGAGCGCGGAGGGCUACGAUCCCUCAAAGCACUCUUCCUGGCGGGCGAGCGUUCAGAACCUACCCUGAUCUCUAUGUACCAGAAUCUUCUGACUCAAUAUGGCGCACCAUCCUGUCACGUUAUCGACAACUGGUGGUCCACAGAGGCCGGUUCGCCCAUCACGGGGCGAGCACUCACGCCGCAUGCGGGGCAGGACCGCAAGACGAGCCUACGGGACUAUCCACCACCGCCCGUGAAACCUGGAAGUGCUGGGAAGUCGAUGCCAGGGUUUGAUGUGCGCGUCGUGGACGACAAGGGUAAUGAAGUAGAGCCCGGGUCUAUGGGGAAUAUUGUCUUGGGAUUGCCGCUGGCGCCGACCGCGUUCCGCACGCUGUGGGGCGACGAGGAAAGAUUCUACAAAAGCUAUCUGAAGCGAUUUGAUGGAAAAUUUCUCGAUACCGGAGACUCAGGGUGGAUUGAUGAAGAGGGCUAUGUGCAUGUCAUGAGUAGAAACGACGACGUGCUCAACGUCAGUGCCUAUCGACUGUCCAGCGGAGCCAUCGAGCAAGCCAUCUCUUCUCAUCCACUGGUGGCGGAAGCCUGCAUCGUCGGCAUUCCCGACGAGCUCAAGGGCCAACUGCCGUUCGCAUUCAUCACUCUCACUCAAUCUGACCACCCCGAGUCUGUUGUACCUAAUAGCAAGAUUGCUCUCGAGAUCCAGUCGCUCGUGCGCAAGCAAGUGGGCGCCUUUGCAUCGAUCGGGGGCAUGAUCCAAGGAAAGGGCAUGAUUCCCAAAACAAGAUCGGGGAAGACGCUGCGACGGGUGCUCCGAGAAUUGGUCGACAAUGGUGUCCAUGGAGAGUUUGCAAAAGAGGUUGCAGUUCCCAGCACCGUCGAGGAUGUGGUCGUGGUCGAGGUCGCUCGAGCCAAGGUGAAGGAGUAUUUUGAAACGAGUGUUGGGAAGCACAGGGCCAUCGAAGCCCGAGAGAAGUCAUAAAGCAUAUUGCCAAAUCCAACAGGGUGUGUAGUUAUUCAUAAGACAGGUAUAUACUACGCCGUAUAGGGCUAAUUAAGACCAGAGGUGCGUCAUGGCAUUAGAAGACCUUUGGUAAGCCAGUGUGUGACAUCGAUGGGCCCUGAGCUUAUAACAGAAGGUUACAUGAUAGACUCCGAUUAGCGAAUGUAAA
This is a messenger RNA of Aspergillus caelatus, 2435 nucleotides long. RefSeq names its product putative acetate-CoA ligase. Bases 71 to 2245 code for a protein of 724 amino acids. The record is from RefSeq and is a predicted model, not a curated record. The transcript is spliced from 3 exons. NCBI's taxonomy places the organism in Eukaryota, Fungi, Ascomycota, Eurotiomycetes, Eurotiales, Aspergillaceae.